Messenger RNA from Acipenser ruthenus (sterlet), 7353 nucleotides. It is a transcript of the gene fmn2b, whose product is annotated as formin 2b. The record is from RefSeq and is a predicted model, not a curated record. Gene Ontology annotation, cellular component: cytoplasm; endoplasmic reticulum membrane; nucleus. The transcript is spliced from 19 exons. Gene Ontology annotation, molecular function: microtubule binding. Bases 70 to 4941 code for a protein of 1623 amino acids. NCBI's taxonomy places the organism in Eukaryota, Metazoa, Chordata, Actinopteri, Acipenseriformes, Acipenseridae. Gene Ontology annotation, biological process: actin nucleation; intracellular transport.
ACGGGACUAUGUGCUUUCACGUGGCUAUAUAAAAACGGAGUGGGCGGAACUUCCAAAAGAGAUGGUGAAAUGGAGCUAGUGGUACCCUACAGGGGGACACCUUUAAGGCAGCAUCCUGUGAUUUUCCCAUCUGAUAAUGAAAAUGUUUCCCUUACGUGCAUGAUGCAGGCCAUACAGACAAUUGAAAAGCAGGUCCCUGCUUUAACGGAAAGCUUUUUCAGAACCCCUUUCAAAGAGAGCAGAAAGAGUAGCUCUGCUAGUUUGGGGAAGCAGCAGCAGCAACAACAAAAGCAGCAUCAGCAGCCACGAGAAGGAGCUGUCUGCAGACACAAGUGCUGCACUGAGCAUGUCCCUGAGGAGCAGACUGCAAGCAGCUCAUUAUGCAGAACGCUAGCUUCAGCAGAUGGGGGAGAGCAAGAACAGGCAUUUGCUUCCCUUGCAUCAACAUCACUGCUCUCGUCACCGGAAAGCAAGCCUGGGUUACUAAACAGAAUCUCGUCGAGAGGCAGAGCAAAUAGCAUCCAUCAACAUGGCUUGAUUGCUAAAGGAGUCCGCUUGCUGAAAAACAUGGGUAACCAGGACGGAAAGCUAAAGAAGGCAGGAGGGGAUAAUGAUGAGGAUGCUGGGGGGCCCAGGGAGGUUGAAGGCACAAAGAAAGGAGCGCAGGGAAAGAAGGCACAUGGCAAACGGGCAAAAAAAUCAAAAUCUGAAACCAAAGCAUCUGUGUUUUCGACCAUUCGGAUACGAAAGAACCUAUCCAAGGCAAAAGGGCUCACAGAAGGAUCAAAGGAGGAUGUGUUGGAAAACCAGGACUCACAAGCAGAUGAGCUGGACAGUGCCCAUUCCAUCAGAACCAAAACCCCCGAUAUCAGCCUUUCUGCUGAUGAACUGGGCCUGUCAGACACAGAAGCUGAGCAUUUUCACCUCACAACUGAACGCCGACAGGCAACUGUGGUAACGCAAGAGAGACAAAGGGCCAGCUCUGGCUCGGAUACUGAUAUCUAUAGUUUCCACUCGGCUGCCGAACAAGAGGAUUUGCUUUCUGAUAUCCAGCAAGCUAUUAAGCUUCAGCAGGGGGUUAUUUCAACAGCUGAAGAGCCAAGCUGUAAAGCGGAGUAUAAAUAUGAGAGUGAUGUUAAAACGACCCCCCUAGAUUCUGGGCACUUUGUACUUCUGGAGGCGGUCCCUGACAGAGAAAAUGGCCUGGUUACUGAGCAGCACUUGUCAGUUGCAAGCAGUGAAAAACAAGACAUUUCUGUUUACAACAUUCCAAAUGAUUUAAAGGAGGCAUCAAUAGAAGCUGACAACCCACCCUGUACUUUGUCUGGGACAAAGGAACACAAGCUAUUGAGUGAGAAUGCACAGCCUCUUGCAGCUGGAACUGAUGAGAGAGGUGGAAGCCCUGUUGCUAGGGCAACGGCUACCAACAGCUACCAAGACUUGACAGUACCUUUCGGAAGUGUGGACAGGGCUGAUGAGAAAAAUGAGGCAUCGGGACUACCGUCUCACAUGACCGAAAGCCAGACUGACUUUGAAAAUAACCAAGAAGAAACUCCAAGUUCCCCAGAAGUGACUGCUAAUGGUAGAGACAGUUAUGAUGAAUCAAUGGGGUGGGCCAAUGAUUUAAAAGUGAGUGCAGAAUCUGACCCUGUUACAAUAAAUAGAAAGGGCAGUCUGCCCUUUUCUCCAUGGCCAGCUGGAAGCCCCUUAACAGCUCACCUUUUUAGACCAAGUUUGACUUCUGUGUCCUCCCCUAUUGUCAAACCAUACCCUACUAUUCACCCCAGUUACAUUAAAACAACAACAAGGCAGCUGAGUUCUCCAAACCACUCUCCUUCAGCAUCGCCUUCCCAGAGUCCCCUGUUUCACCGGCGACAAUAUGACCUCGGCCACAGGACCGAGAAACGAAAAGUCAAACAACAAAGGUCCUGCAGCAUAGCCGGUCACCUAAGCCGGUCUGCCGACUGGACAGACGAGCUGGCCAACCUCCAGCCCAAAAAAGCAGGAUCUGCAGAUUAUUUGGAAUAUGGUGGAUCAGAGGAUGGGCUGAGAAGAGGGAGCCUGCCAGUAUGUCCGACGCGGAAAUCUUCAGGUGUGCAGGCCUCCACGUGCAACUUUAACGAUGUCUUCUUUGGACGGACGCUGUUGGAAAAGUUCUUCAGACAAGAGGAAGAUGCCCCACAGGAAGAGGAAGAGGCAGAGAAGCUCUGCUCCAGGAUUUUAGCCAUGGGCCUCUUGCUACCCUUCAGUGAUUGUUUCAGGGAACAGUAUGCUGGGAGCGCGGGACAAAUUACACCUAAGUUUGAUCAAGACCAAUUGUACACCUGGGCUAAUGUCAGCCAACCCACACACUCUAUUGACCAUGCUGAGGGACGUAUCCCAGGAAGGAUUCAGACUAUGUGGCCCCCACCCAAAUCAGAAGAUGAUGACAAACCAGGACUGAAGUAUACAGAAGCAGAGCAUCAAGCGGCUUUCCUGACAUUGAAGAGGCAACAGAAAGAGGAAGUGCUGGGACUGCGGGACGAAUUAGAGUUGAAAUCUGUUCAACUUAAGGAGGAGCAUGUUCACGUCAUUCAACAGCUGGAGCAGACCAUAGAGGAUUUAAGGACCAAAAUUGCAGAACUAGAAAAACAAUACACGCCACCAGAGAAGGACAUAUGCACUAAAGACCAGGAGUGCGGGAGUGAAGAUAGAGCCUUCUGUGAUGUUGACCUUCAGACUGAGGAACAGGCAUUUCUUCGCAGCUUGGAAGCAAAAUCUGUACAGACUUCGCCUGUGGAAGAAUGUUUUAAUUUCAAAGUGCCUUUAUCAGAUAAAAUGCCAUCCUCCUCUUCUACUACUGCGCUUCCCGAUUCAAAAGCAGAGCCAUCUCCAACAACACCAGUACCCGAGGCACCGACCUAUCACUCUGAAAUCUCUGUGGUGUUGUCUCCCAGGCUAAUGCCAGAUUUUAUUUGUACCUGCCAGCAGCAGCAACAACAGUCUUCACUGCCUUCAGGACAAAGUGGGAUUCAACCACAGCCACCCCCACCUCCUCCCCCACCACUACCUGGCUGCUCAGUGCCACCUCCACCUCCUCCUCCUCCACCAUUACCAGGCUUUCUAGCACCGCCACCUCCGCCGCCAUUGCCCGGCUGUGCUGUACCCCUUCCGCCACCCCCACCACCGCUCCCAGGAUGUCCCAUACCACCUCCCCCUCCACCGUUGCCUGGCUGUCCUCCCCCUCCCCCUCAUUUUCCAGGUGGUCUAGUACCUCCCCCUCCACCCCCCCUGCCAGGUCAGAGUGCUUUCCCUCCCCCUCCACCCCCCCUGCCAGGUCAGAGUGCUUUCCCUCCCCCUCCACCCCCCCUGCCAGGUCAGAGUGCUUUCCCUCCCCCACCUCCCCCUCUGCCCGGAUCCGGUCCACCGCCACCACCCCCCUUACCUGGAUUGGCCCCACCACCCCCUCCCCCUCCCCCUCCAUUUCCUGGCAUUGGAGGAAACCCACCCCCCCCUCCUCCUCCCCUUAUGGGUUCUGGCCCCCCUCCGCCUCCGCCUCCUGGCUUUGGCUUUGGGUCUCUUCCCCCACCGAUGCCAGCAGGAUUAUUUGCACUGGCAAUGGGUCACGACAAGGGGGCAAGGAAACAGGUAGUCGAACCACCACGCCCAAUGAAACCACUGUACUGGACUAGGAUUCAACUGCAUGGGAAAAAGGAAUCCAGCGGGGCUUUAGUGUGGGAGAAGAUUGAAGAACCGCCUGUGGACUUCAAUGAGUUUCUAGAUUUGUUCUCUAAAGUUGCUGUCAAAGAGAAGAAGAAGCCCCUGUCUGAUACUUAUACAAAGACAAAAGCCAAACAGGUUGUCAAGUUGCUGAACAAUAAAAGGUCGCAGGCUGUGGGGAUCCUGAUGUCUAGCCUUCACUUGGAUAUGAAGGAUAUCCAACAUGCGGUUUUGAUGUUGGACAACACUAUGGUUGAUCUGGAGACCCUUCAAGCCCUGUAUGAGAAUCGAGCGCAACAAGAAGAAAUGGAUAAAAUAGAAAAGCACAUCAAGUCAUCCAAAGAAAAGGAAAGUGCAAAGCCAUUGGAUAAACCGGAACAAUUUCUCUUUGAACUGUCGCAAAUCCCCAAUUUCUCAGCGAGGGUGUUUUGUAUCCUGUUUCAGUCUACAUUCACAGAAAGCAUAGCCACAAUUCUACGUAAGCUUGCAAUACUUCAGAAAGUCUGCUCGACUUUAGAAGACUCUAAGAGGGUGAUGCAGGUGCUGAGCUUGGUGCUCGCCUUUGGUAAUUUCAUGAACGGUGGGAACAGGACACGAGGCCAGGCGGAUGGCUUUGCUUUGGAUAUCCUUCCAAAGCUGAAAGAUGUUAAAAGCAGUGAUAACAGCAGAAGUCUUUUGUCUUACAUUGUUGCCUACUAUCUAAGGCACUUUGAUGAGGAUGCUGGCAGAGAAAACAGCGUCUUCCCUCUCCCAGAACCACAUGACCUCUUCCAGGCUUCUCAGAUGAAGUUUGAAGAUUUUCAAAAGGAUUUGCGCAAGCUAAGAAAAGACCUCAACGCAUGCACAACUGAAACUGAAAAAGUCUGCCGCCUUUCUUCAGAAGAUCACCUGCAGCCUUUCAAAGACAAAAUGGAAGAAUUUCUCAGUCAAGCAAAAAUUGAUCUAGAGACUCAGGAGAAACAACUGACUGAAACACACAAAAGCUUCUUGGAAAUAACUGUUUACUACUUAAUGAAGCCCAAAAUGGGGGAAAAGGAAGUGUCUACCAAUACGUUCUUCACUGUGUGGCAUGAAUUCUGCACUGAUUUUAAAGACUCAUGGAAGAAAGAAAAUAAACUCAUCCUACAAGAAAGACUGAAGGAAGCAGAGGAGUGCUUCAGGCAGGCUAAAGAAAAAGCGUCCUAUAAUGUUCGACCCAAGCAUGACUCUGGAAUAAAAGCAAAACUGAGCAUGAAAAUCUGAGUUCCUGUCUGCAGAGCAUAAGAGAAAAAAAGCUUAUGACAAACUUCCAGAGGAGCAUUUCAACUGAUAAGGAAACCAACAUUGUUUCAGACACUGUCACUUGGCUUCCUUUUAAUUUCUUCACCAUAAGAAGUAUUCUCUUAGUGUACAUUUUAUGGACAAGUUAGCCUUAUCAUCCGAAUCCUUUGUUUCAGCAGUCAAAGACACAGGUACGCUUGUGGUGAAUGUCAUGCUGCUUUUGUGCCCUUGACAUUGGUAAGAAAGAAAGACUAUUUGGGGCCUUAAGUCGUAAAAGGAACAUCAUUUUACAUACGUAUUGAGGUUGAAACACCCUUCUGAUCAAGUGUUAAAUGAGACCACAGUCUGACCUACGAAGCGCUUCGAUAUGGUUGCCCUCCCGAUGCAGUUAUUGCCUGCUUUUCUCUUCCAGCAUGAAUAUGUUGAGUGAUGUGCUUGGUCUUUAGACCAAGAGGAACUGCGUUCAGCCUUGGAGUCACUUGAAGUUUUAAGCAGCAUCAGUGGAUCUGGUUGUAGCCAGUAUGAAAAUCAAAGCCGUAUGUUAAGAUCAUAUCUGUGUAAAACAUGUAUAUAAGUCAGACCUCAUUACGUAUCACAACACGGAGACCUUGUCUUACCGAAGGGUAUUGUUCUGUUUAAAAUGUUGAUCUUGGUAUAGACAAUUGCAGUAACACUUAGUUAUGAUUAUGAUGAGAGUAGAGUGUGCGUGUUUUUUUUUUUUUUUUUUGCCAUGUGGUCAAUUUAAUAUUUGUAUUUUGCUUCCAACGAAAUGGGCUUUUCAUAAUGAAAUGUAAUUUUUUUUUUUUUUUAUUUAAGCCUCAAGUUUUAGUGCCAAGUCCUAAAGUGUUUCCCAAAUUUGAUUUAUUAUGGUGAACUGUUGGCCAUAGCCUUUUACAGUAAAAGGUAUUUGUAUUUCCUCUUGCCCAAUUAAGCCUAAGCAUUACACCUUGCGAGGUAGGUACAAUCUCAGGACUUUUCCCAGUUUUCAAACAAUAUACACAUUUAUUAUGUUAACAUGAGGUCAAAUUUUAUAAAUAUAUGUCUUUUGGCAAAAAUAUCAAUUAAAUUGGAAUAUUUAUUUUCAUAACUGAUUUGUGGUAAGUACAGCAGUGAGGCAGAGGAACCUUGGUUUGAGUUCCGUUCAGUUGUAGUAAAAUUCCAAGCAAUACUUUGUUUCUUUGCUGAACGACAUCCAAAAGCUGAAGCUACUAUGACAGUGACAUUUUAUACCACAGUUUUACUGAUCAAAUUAAAUGUUAUCACUUCUUUACCUUGUUGUAUUAUGUAGGUCACAGUUUGAUUGUGGGAUUAGUUUGCUGGGCAUAUCGAAGCACACGAAACAGAGGGGUAUAUUGAAUUGAUCUAAACAGCGGCCAACAUAAAUACUGUUUUAAAAUAAUUAAAAAGGACCCAGGGUUAUAAAAAAUGAGUCAUCCAAAAGUACAUAUUUGUUACUUUGUCUAAAUUGGGAAGGUUUAAAAAAGAAAUGACAGUAUUUAAAUCCAAUACUGUUCAGUUUAAUAGAAUAUACACCCUUGAAUUUAUGUACAAUUCACAUUUCACCAGUCACUACUGCAUUUUUAUAUAACUUGCUGAAAUCAUGUUUCUUCUAGAGUGGGAUAUGGGGGUUCAAUAAGGGUGAUCUUGGUUAAAAAAAAAAAAGACAACUUAUGUUUUUAAAAUGCUAUAAAAUAAUAUUCCAAUGCAAAUUACUUGCCAUGGUUUUUGAGAAUCUGAAUUCCUAUGGGAAUGCAAAUACCCUAACUUGUGAGGCUAGCCAAGUUUUUUUUUUUUUUUUUUCUCUAAACUGAUGUUUGCCCACCAAAGGCAUGUUUUAAUAAAUAAAUAAAAACACAAUAUAUUGAUGCCAGUGGUUGCUAGUAUUUGGUUUGGGCAAUAUGAAAUAUGCUAUACAUAUAAAAUAAUUAAAUAAAUAAGGAUUUCCAACAGUUUGUCCAUGAUGGUCCUCCCAUUUAUUUAGGAUUAUUUAUUUAUUCAUUUAUGUAUUUCUAACAAUAGGUUUAAUUGGUGAUCAUUAGGCCAAUGUUAUUUUUGCCUGUGCUAAAUAAACAUCUUCUGGAACAUAUAUACAGUAAAUUACAUUAUGGUCUUGUAUUACUUUGGGUUACUAAAACUAUAUAUUUUAAAUGCUAUAUAUUCUAUGAUUUUAUUGAUGUAAAGUAGUAUUAAUUAUGUUCUUUUUCUUUUAGUAUGUAUUAAGCAUGUUGCUUUGUGUUUCAUAGCUCGCCUGUGCCCUGUGUAGAUCAACCUGAUAUGCUUGUAUAUGACUUAUCACCAUGUGCAAUAUAAUACAAUGGGUUUCUAUUUGGACUUUUUUUUUUUCAAAACUAAAUUGGUUUAUAUGAAAAUAAAAUAAAAUGAGAAAAUAAAGCA